AUGCUUCUCCAAGAAGCCCUCCUAGUCAUCACCCUAUGCCUCUCCACAGCCCUAGCAACUGGGCCCUUUUCCUACACCAACACCACCUUCCUCCACAACAACAACCCCAUCCAACUACUAGGAGGCCAAAUGGACCCCCAACGCAUCCCGUACCAACUCUGGUCCGACCGGCUCUCCAAAGCCCGCGCAAUGGGCCUCAACACAAUCUUCUCCUACAUCUACUGGGACCAACUCUCACCAACACCCGGAACAUGGUCCAACACAGGCAACAACGAUAUCGCCCGCUUCUUUAAAAUAGCACAGGACCACGGUCUAAACCUCGUCCUCCGCCCAGGACCCUAUAUCUGCGGUGAACACGAAUGGGGCGGGUUCCCGGCCUGGCUGGCCGAAAUCCCAGAUCUCAUCGUACGGACAAAUAACGGCCCUUUUCUCAACGCAACGAGAUCAUAUUUCCAAAACCUCGCAACCGACCUCCGUCCCCUCCUCGUUACAAACGGCGGUCCAAUUCUCAUGAUCCAAGUCGAAAACGAAUACGGCUCCUACGGCUCGAACCACGCGUACACCUCUUCACUACGAGAUAUGCUCAGCUCCACCUUCGGAGAGGAUAUAACCCUCUACACGAACGACGGCGGAACCUCGUCAAUGCUAAAGGGCGGCCAGGUCUUUGGCGUCUUAGCCGAAAGCGACGGCGAUCCGAAGACCGCCUUCGCUGCGCGAAACAAAUACAUAACCGACAAGAGCAGUCUAGGUCCCCAGCUCGACGGCGAGUACUACGUAACCUGGCUAGACCAGUGGGCCAGCAACAAGUCACACCAGAGCGACGACGGAGACAGAAAAAGCAUCGACAAAGUCAAGAGCGAUCUAUCCUGGAUCCUGGACCAGAAUGCCUCGUUUAAUAUCUACAUGGUGCACGGUGGUACAAACUGGGGCUUUCAGAAUGGGGCUGAUUGGGGGGAUUCGCUGGAGCCGAUUACGACAAGUUAUGAUUAUGGGGCGCCGAUUGAUGAGGGUGGGAGGGUUAAUGGGGUUUAUCAUGCCAUUCGGGAGAUCUUGUGCGAGGAGCCGGUGGUGGAAAUUCCGGAGAUUGGGAUGCGGUUUGUUGGGGGUCUUUUCGAUGCUCUCCCUGAGCCGGUAGUGAAAGAGAGACCGGUUAAUAUGGAGGCACUCGGACAGAGUGUUGGAUUCACGCUAUACCGACACGUUGCGAAAAAGGACAGUCAAGGCAUGGUAAAGCCAGGCGAUGUACCGCGUGACAGAGUCCUGGUUUACGUGAACGGGAGGCGAGUCGGUGUUAUUGAUAGCCUCUACGUGACACCGAACAAGGUCAACAUCGACCUGAAAAAAGGCGAUACCCUCGACAUGCUAAUCGAGAAUAUGGGCCGCGUGAAUUACGGUCCUAGGAUUGUUGAUCAGCGGAAGGGCGUUGUUGGGGAUAUCAGUGUUAGUGGUGAGGUUCUUUUUGAUUGGGAGAUAUACUCCCUUCCUCUUUCGUCGCCUCUCUCCUCCUCUUCAGCAAAAACUUCUGCUAUCCGGAAAUUGUCAAAUAUAUCCAGCCCAGCCUUCUUCAGCGGCACCUUCAACAUGACCACAAUCGGCGAUACAUUCCUCGAAUUACCUGGCUGGACGAAGGGCGUUGUCUGGGUGAAUGGGGUGAAUCUGGGUCGGUAUUGGGUGAUUGGGCCGCAGCAGACGCUUUAUCUACCUGGGUGUUAUCUUCGGCAGGGGGGGGAAUGA
Penicillium argentinense is the source of this 1734-nucleotide messenger RNA. RefSeq lists its product as uncharacterized. The transcript is spliced from 2 exons. Gene Ontology annotation, molecular function: beta-galactosidase activity. The coding region runs from base 1 to 1734 and encodes 577 amino acids. Gene Ontology annotation, cellular component: vacuole. The record is from RefSeq and is a predicted model, not a curated record. Gene Ontology annotation, biological process: carbohydrate metabolic process. NCBI's taxonomy places the organism in Eukaryota, Fungi, Ascomycota, Eurotiomycetes, Eurotiales, Aspergillaceae.